AUGAAAAAUGUCAAAAGUUUAUUGAUGUUUGUGCAUAUUUCCACUUUCAUUUUUGAUGCUGUUGUUGAUUUUCUAGUCGAACCAUACUUGUUUCUGCCUACUACAGCUGUUUAUCUGAAUGGUAUUCUUUCGGUUUACCUUGGUUUACCUCACGAUUUAGUCGUAUGGAUCGGCCAAUAUUCAAUGUACUGUAAGUUGAUUAAUGUUGACUUCGAAACGUAUAAUUUUUAGGUUUGGGAAUGUCAAUCUUAUAUUUAUUCCAAUCUCGUCACAGUAUGAUAAUAACUGUGAAACAUCGAAUAACUUCUACUCGCACAAAAGUAUUAUACCAUACUAUCAAUUAUCUUGUUGGUGCAAUCGGAAUGGCAUGUUAUCAUUUCCAAAAUUUCGACGAUGAAGCAGUAAAGCUACAAUUUCUACAAACCGUUUAUCCCUGCCCACCAAUUGAAUAUUUUGAUGAAAAGACUCGCGUGGUUACAAACAAUAUGACAUUGAUUGUAUUCGCUCAAUUCAUUGUAACAUUUUAUGCCUGUGCUCACGUUCUUUUUUGGGCUUUCUCAUGUGUCUAUGAAUUGACUAAGAAAACAUCAAACAUCUCAAAAAGGACUCGAGAAAUGCAAAUGAAAUUUCUAACUUCUGUAAGUAUUCAAAUAACUAUACCAUUACUGGCCAUCAUGUUACCUGGAACAUACUUGACUUAUAUGAUAGCUUCUUCUCAAAUCAAUCAGCUGAUGAAUAAUGUGAUUAUCAUAACUUGUGGAUUACAUGGAUUAAUGUCCAAUAUAUGUCUGAUAGUUGUGCAAAAACCGUAUCGAGAAUUCACUUUUCGAUGCUUGGCUAGAAAGAAGAUGUUCUCAAGAGUUAGCGUCAUACAGUGCGUUCCAUAA
Messenger RNA from Caenorhabditis angaria, 887 nucleotides. The record is from the annotation of a GenBank genome assembly. Lineage: Eukaryota; Metazoa; Nematoda; Chromadorea; Rhabditida; Rhabditidae.